This is a messenger RNA of Seminavis robusta, 997 nucleotides long. Lineage: Eukaryota; Bacillariophyta; Bacillariophyceae; Naviculales; Naviculaceae. The record is from the annotation of a GenBank genome assembly.
AGCCGCCGGCCCGGUCCCACUUCGUAAACCUCUCGUAGCUGUUGGUUUGGUCGUACUCGGCCAACGAGAUCUUGGAUUGGAGCGGGAUUACCUCUCUGAUGUAUGUGAUCGCUUCCCAUCCAGCAUCUGAAGAUGUUCUGGCUGGAGGGCUGCCAUCCAGAGGCACCACCGUAUUUCUUUCUGCGUUUCAGAACAAAAGCAAAUCAGCAUGAUGACUCCGAACGAAGACCAAGAUGGCUAUGCUUUGAUCACUGGUGAGAACGGCAUUGCUCCCAACCAACCUUUGCCUCAUGCCUCGAGGAACUUCAAGAUCAGUAGCGUUUCGGUGGGCUUGCUGAUUGGAUUUUUGGUUCAAGAAGCGACGUUGGCAGCCAAUGUUGUCAUCUUGGAGGUCUGGGGAAAUGAGUUUGCUCAUACGAGUCGCAAGGAGAUUGUUCUUUUUUCGCUCCUCUGGAGUUUUGUGACCUCGGCCAUUGCCAUUAUUCUGCUGGGAUUCCUCAGGUCCCUCAUUACGGCUUUCUAUCAGACCCUGCCCAUGGAUGGCAGGACGCAGCAACAAACAGAAAAUAUUCACAAGAACAUGUUGGAAAGCCUUGAAGUGCUGUUUGUGGUUGGGGCUCUUAUUGGCGUUUCCUUUGCGUGGGUUAUCACCGAUUUGUUCCUUGGGAUGCAACCACAGAUCAAUUUCAGCAUUAUCACGUUGGGAUUGGCCCUGCUCUGGUGCAAAAUUGUAGUUUCCUGCCGCGCACAGACAGAGGAAUUGGAAGAAGAGGAAACCGGAUCUCAGGAGAAACCUCUUCUAGUUGUUUGAGAAUCCCAACAUAGCACGAGAGGGUAGCGACUCGACUGUCACUCGGUUCAAUAUUUAUUUGUGCGCCUAUGAGCCAAGUACGAAGAAUUCGGUACGCGAAGGAUGGCAAAAAGUUUAAGCAUCGUAGCUUGUUUGUAAAAUUGUUUCAAGUCAGCUGCAAAAUCUCGGGUUUUGUUCUUCUGCGGC